AUGCGUGCUGUUGUGUUCAAAGGGCCAGGAAAGGUAGUGGUUGAAGAUCGGCCAAUUCCAAAGAUCCAGGAGGAGUCGGAUAUAGUUGUCAAGGUGGGGAAGACAGCACUAUGCGGAAGCGAGCUUCAUGUCUUCCGCGGACACCAGCCAAGUUCCACUGGAUUUAUUAUGGGACACGAGUUUACUGGAACAGUGGAGGAUGUUGGUAGUAAUGUGAAAACUGUGAAGAAAGGUGACCACGUUGUCUCGCCUUUCACUGCUUCAUGUGGCGAAUGCUUCUACUGCAAGAACGGUUUCUCAUCACGAUGCACAAAGUCUUUACUGUUCGGGAGUGCAGGCCUGGAUGGAGCACAGGCUGAAUACGUACGAGUACCAUUGGCCGAUGCCACAGUCAUGAAAGCAACCAGCGACAUCUCGGAUGAUGCGUUGGUCCUCAUGGCCGACAUAUUCCCAACUGGAUACUUCGCUGCGCACAACGCUUUCAAAGAGCUGAGUAAAUCGCAGAUUGCCGAGUCAACUGUUAUUGUGAUUGGCUGUGGCCCUGUAGGUCUCUGUGCCCUGAUUAAUGCAGAGGACUACAAACCGAAGCACUUGCUUGCAGUUGAUUCGAUCGAGUCGCGCCUGGGUCUCGCAAAGUCGCUAGGCGCGGAGCCGUGGAAUUUCCAGAAAGACCGUGAAGGCCUCGACAAGCGGGUCAAGGAGCUCACCGAUGGUCGUGGCGCCGACGUGGUCAUUGAGGUCGUUGGGCUCAGCCCAGCUCUGAGGAUGGGGUUUGAGCUACUCAGGCCAUGGGGUAUCAUCAGUAGCGUCGGUGUGCACAACGGCGAGAUACCUUGGACCGGCACCGAAGCGUAUGGCAAGAACAUACGGGUCCAAAUGGGCAGAUGUCCCGUGCGGUCGAUAUUUCCCCAAGCUUUGGACAAGCUCAAACAGAAGCAGCACCUGCUCGGAUUCAUGGCGGACAAGAUCAUGCCGCUGUCGGAGGCAGUGGAAGGCUAUGAUCUUUUCGACAAGAUGAAGACGCAGAAGGUUGUGUUUGAUGCGACAAAGUAG
Mytilinidion resinicola is the source of this 1053-nucleotide messenger RNA. Its product is annotated as putative alcohol dehydrogenase. Gene Ontology annotation, molecular function: zinc ion binding; oxidoreductase activity. The record is from RefSeq and is a predicted model, not a curated record. Lineage: Eukaryota; Fungi; Ascomycota; Dothideomycetes; Mytilinidiales; Mytilinidiaceae. Bases 1 to 1053 code for a protein of 350 amino acids. The transcript is spliced from 6 exons.